ACCUGAAAGAGCGACAGUGAAAAAGAAAACCGAAGAACGUCAAGUGAACGCAAAAUUCCUCUGGUGUGCAAAUUUAAUUAAACUUUUGUUAUUGUAAAUAAUGUACUUUAUUUAGUUAAGAAGGGUGAUUUCACAGUGGUUCCUAGUAAAAUUCAUUGAUACCGUAGUUUAAGGCAAAACGUAGUGAUUACUUGAGAGAACAGCAGCAUUUAUAGGUCGAUGGUCUGAAUUGGUUUGUUUUGAUUUUAAAGUCGUCUACCAAUCAUCACAGAAAUCUAGUCAUUUUAUUCCGGUUCCUGAUUCCUACGGUGGUAAUCUAUGGCAGUGCAGAGGAGUAGCAUGACCGACGCUCUUCCACCGUUUGUGACUGAAAUCGACAUCAAUGAAAUCGAAACUAUUGGGACUGUGGGUAAAGGAUCUUUCGGAAUUGUCAUCAAAGCCAAAUGGAAGAACAAUUUUGUAGCCGUAAAGUACAUUGAAGUCGAGGCAGAUCGCGAUGCAUUUAUCACAGAAGUAUGCCAGUUAUCCCGGGUGGCCCACCCAAACAUCAUCGGGCUGUACGGAGCCUGUACGAAGCGGCCGACUGUCUGCCUGGUGAUGGAAUACGCCGAUGGAGGAUCGUUGCACACGGCCUUACAUUGCCGGCCGAAGCCGUAUUACACUGCUGCACAUGCGAUGAGCUGGGCAAGACAGUGCGCUGAGGGCGUGGCAUAUCUACACGACAUGACCCCGAAAGCUAUGAUUCAUCGAGACCUGAAACCACCAAACUUACUGUUAGUCAGAAACGGAACAGUUCUCAAAAUUUGCGACUUCGGUACCGUAACCGACAAGUCCACCAGGAUGACCAACAACAAGGGUAGUGCCGCUUGGAUGGCCCCGGAGGUGUUCGAAGGCUCGACGUACACAGAAAAAUGCGACGUUUUCAGCUGGGGAAUUAUUCUGUGGGAAGUGAUAGCCCGAGAGCAACCUUUCAAGAGCAUGGAAAACCCGUACGCAAUUAUGUGGAAAGUUCACCAGGGCAGUCGGCCACCGUUAAUCGAUGGAUGUCCGAAGCCUAUUGAACAUUUGAUGAUUAGCUGUUGGAAUCAAGAGCCGGGGAAUAGACCGUCCAUGCAGCAUGUGGUUGAGCAGAUGAACCAGUUGUGUAAGUUUUUCCCUGGAGAACAUGAGCCGAUAGUGUAUCCGGACGUUGCUGAUGAUGAUGAGGAGUCUUCAUACAGCCAUGAUGACAGCACCCUAGACACAAAUCAUCACGGGACCGGUUCUAGUUUUGGAUCUACAUUCUACGGUCGAAAUCAUGGUACGAUAACGUCGCAUAACACCACAAAUACAAACGCACCGGUCGCAACCAGCACUAACUCAUCACGGUUUGCCGGCUAUCGCACGAAUGAACUACGCGCUUCGGCGAGAAAUGCUUAUUCCAGAGGAUCCGACUACGGGCGGUAUCAGAUAGGCAAUGAUGCCCUGGGAAGCAGUCACUAUACGAGAAAUGCUCGCCCACCAAUGGGUGGCUAUGUGGCACCGGAUUAUAGCUACCGGAGCACUGCUCUUCGACGGAACCGGGGCAGGUCACCACCACCACCACACACGACAGACCAUGCAGUGAACGAUGCUUCGCCGCUGUUUAACCGUUUGAACAGUCAACUGAGUGUUGCUAUUGAUCCGUCAAUGACCUGGAAGGAUGUACAUACGGGAGAACCUCUACGAGAUCUGGUAGAUAGUUCAUCAAACAACCAAGGAACAGAAAGACUGGUUGUAACCAGGCGAAACAAUGCAUCAAUCGAUAACAGCCUUCCGUGUGCCACAGCGGCAAAUACCAACAUAGCUACUAGCAAGUUAAGUGCGGGCAGCGCAAACUUCAGCACUUCCAGCCAUAUAAGCAACCCUUCCGGUGGCAUUACCGUCAACAGUAUCGAUGCUGUCGCUGGAAUGACACGUCCCGUAUCUUCCACAACCAACGCGGAAGCAGAUCUGGAUUACAAGUCACUUAACAGUAUUCUUGACGACAAUCUGCGACCGCUGACGCCUAUUCCGGGAAAUUCACGAUCAGAGCAAAUUCACGAUGACCACAAGAAACUUGUGCAGGAGUAUUGGGAGAUCCAAACACAAAUUGUUACCAGUCAAGCUCUUCGUGAUAACCUUCAAGCUAACAUGCCUGCGGAAGAACUUCGGUUGAAGAAGGAAUAUUUGAAAAAGUUGGAAGAGAAGGAAGCAUUGAUGAAGUUUAAAGCCACUCUUCAGCAACAAUUGGACGAACGGAGGCGGCAAGCCAGCAGUGCCCAGGUACACACUCCUACUGCGGUACGGAUACAGCAAAACCAGCACCAACAGUCGGGGGCACCUGGCUCCCCGGCGAGGCAUUUCCAAAGACAAGAUUCCUCCGGCGAUUCCACUUGGGUGAUGAUCAACCGGACGGACAUUGAUCAGGAUCAAACGCAUUCGGAUGCCAGCGGUGGCAACAAUCCCAGUUGAACAGUGCCAGGCUGCAUGCUACCAGCGAAUAUCCUUCAUUGUGAGAUCAAUGCACGAACAGUGUGUACUGCCUUGUGGGUGUGAAGUGCCUGUUCAAAUAAACGAGUGCCAAAAAAUGGGAAUAAUUUCCCAAAAUAUUCGAAACGAAUUCAAACUCAAGUGAUUUCAAACAUAAUGUUUGAGCUAUGUUACUUAUUUUAUUUCGUAUAUAUUCUAUUAGUUUUAAUAAAAGUUUAACCAUGUGUCAAAUAAAAUAUCAUUUAGAUGUA
This is a messenger RNA of Armigeres subalbatus, 2741 nucleotides long. It is a transcript of the gene Tak1, whose product is annotated as mitogen-activated protein kinase kinase kinase 7. Gene Ontology annotation, molecular function: MAP kinase kinase kinase activity; ATP binding; magnesium ion binding. NCBI's taxonomy places the organism in Eukaryota, Metazoa, Arthropoda, Insecta, Diptera, Culicidae. Gene Ontology annotation, biological process: protein phosphorylation; JNK cascade; positive regulation of canonical NF-kappaB signal transduction. Bases 319 to 2472 code for a protein of 717 amino acids. The transcript has 8 exons. The record is from RefSeq and is a predicted model, not a curated record.